GAAUUGCGUUUUUUUAAAACGAAAAUCUUACUGUGUAAUUCGCUUCUACUCAGCAUUAUAAAGCGUUUUUUUUACUAUAUUACUCUAGAAUGUCAUUUAAUAGUUGUUUUAUUUUAUGUUUGGCAUUAACAUUAUAUGGCAGAGUUUUGUUUGCUCAAAAUUCUAAUUCUAAUUUUGAUAAAGAAGAAAUCCCAAAUUUAGAAAAACCAACGCUUUCCAAUGAACAAUCGGAAAGCAGUGAAACAGUAAAAAAUCAAGAAGCUGAUCAGGAUGGAUAUAAAAAAGGAUCUAUUUGUGUUUAUUGUAAAUAUUGUAAGUUAUGCAAGCUAUGCGAUACGAAUUGUCCUUCAUGCAAAGAUGAUAGUAAUAACUGCAAUAUGUGUAAAUAUUGCAAGUAUUGUAGACUUUGUGGGGCUGUAUGUGAUACAGUAUGUACACCAGGAAGCUUUAUUGAUACAAUAACCUCAGCUGUUUACGAUGCUUUACCAUCCUUCAAUGAAAAAACUAGAAAAGAAAUGGAUGAAGAUUUAAACAAAGCUAAAGAUUUUAUCAAAGAAUAUCUUUAAUUUGAUCAUCAAUUUCAUUGUUGUGAAAUUGAUCUUUAUUUUGAUUUAUAGAAUGAAUUUUUUGUAUUGAA
Hydra vulgaris (swiftwater hydra) is the source of this 637-nucleotide messenger RNA. RefSeq names its product sarcoplasmic reticulum histidine-rich calcium-binding protein. The record is from RefSeq and is a predicted model, not a curated record. Gene Ontology annotation, molecular function: calcium ion binding. NCBI's taxonomy places the organism in Eukaryota, Metazoa, Cnidaria, Hydrozoa, Anthoathecata, Hydridae.